This is a messenger RNA of Hipposideros armiger (great roundleaf bat), 2200 nucleotides long. RefSeq names its product phosphoribosylglycinamide formyltransferase, phosphoribosylglycinamide synthetase, phosphoribosylaminoimidazole synthetase (gene GART). Gene Ontology annotation, cellular component: cytosol. Gene Ontology annotation, biological process: adenine biosynthetic process; 'de novo' IMP biosynthetic process. The transcript is spliced from 15 exons. Gene Ontology annotation, molecular function: phosphoribosylamine-glycine ligase activity; phosphoribosylformylglycinamidine cyclo-ligase activity; ATP binding. The annotation marks the transcript as partial. The record is from RefSeq and is a predicted model, not a curated record. Lineage: Eukaryota; Metazoa; Chordata; Mammalia; Chiroptera; Hipposideridae.
CUGGUGCAUGCUAGUCAUGAGCCAGGCGUUUCACGAGACUUUAUCACUGUAGCUGUUUGGUUCUGACUCGCUAGCAACACACAAUUAGCUAAGUGUAGAUUUUGCGUUUGGGGGCGCUCCCCCUCCUCAGAGACCGGGAGGUUCUUCAGGUGGAAUAGAGACCUUAGGUGGAACCGGGGGCCGUAGUAUCACAUUAUAAGCACGCAAGGAAAGGCUUGCGAGCUUUGCUGGGGAGUGGGCUCAGGCCGCACCCAAGAGCGGGAGGGAACACACUUCAUUACCUCGCGGGAGGGGGGUUGCGCUGACCAAUGGGGAGGUUCGCGAAGCCCUCCGCGGGGGGCGGGCCGGAGCAGGGGAAGAGGAGCGCGGCUGACUUCCGGCGCGCAUCGGGCGCUAGAGCUCGAAGCGUGCCGCGAACGUUUUGAGUGCCAGCGGUCAGAGGCCUUGAGUCGACAUUGUGUUGCUCUUACUUGCCUUCUGAAUUCCUGCUUUGCAGACAGCAAUGGCAGCCCGAGUGCUUGUAAUUGGCAAUGGAGGAAGAGAACACGCACUGGCCUGGAAACUUGCACAGUCUAAUCAUGUCAAACAGGUGUUGGUUGCCCCAGGAAAUGCAGGCACUGCCUGCUCUGAAAAGAUUUCGAAUGCUGCCAUUUCCAUCAAUGACUACAAUGCUCUUGCUCAGUUCUGCAAAGAUGAGAAAAUUGAAUUCGUGGUUGUUGGACCAGAGGCACCUCUGGCUGCUGCAGACUUCCCUGCUUUGGUUGUGAAGGCCAGCGGUCUUGCAGCUGGGAAAGGGGUGAUUGUUGCACAGAGCAAAGAAGAGGCCUGCCAAGCCGUGCAGGAGAUCAUGCAGGAUAAAGCUUUUGGAGCAGCUGGAGAAACAAUUGUCAUUGAAGAACUUCUUGAAGGAGAAGAAGUGUCUUGUCUGUGCUUCACAGAUGGAAGGACUGUGGCCCCCAUGCCCCCAGCACAGGACCAUAAGCGAUUGUUGGAAGGAGAUCACGGCCCCAACACGGGGGGGAUGGGAGCCUAUUGUCCAGCACCUCAGCUUUGGCUUGAAAACCACACUGCCAUAACUGUUGUCAUGGCAAGUAAAGGUUAUCCAGGAGACUACACCAAGGGUGUGGAGAUAACAGGGUUUCCUGAGGCUCAAGCUUUAGGACUGGAGGUGUUCCAAGCUGGCACUGCCCUAAAAGAUGGCAAAGUGGUGACUAAUGGUGGCAGAGUCCUUACUGUAACGGCCAUCCGGGAAAAUCUCAUCUCGGCCCUUGAAGAUGCCAAGAAAGGACUAUCUGUUAUAAAGUUUGAGGGAGCCAUUUACAGGAAAGACAUUGGCUAUCGGGCCAUAGCCUUCCUGCAGCAGCCCAGGUAAAUUUCUUACCAAGGGGACUUACUUCUAACUCCAACCAGAAUCUACAGCCGUUCACUGUUACCUGUCUUACGUUCAGGACAUGUCAAAGCCUUUGCCCAUAUUACUGGUGGAGGAUUGCUAGAAAACAUCCCCAGAGUCCUCCCUGAGAAAUUUGGGGUGGUAUUAGAUGCCCAGACCUGGAGGGUCCCCAGCAUCUUCUCAUGGUUACAGCAGGAAGGACAGCUCUCUAAAGAAGAAAUGGCCAGAACAUUUAACUGUGGCAUUGGGGCUGCCCUCGUGGUAUCAAAGGAACUGACAAAGCAGAUUCUAAAGGAUAUUCAGCAGCACCAGGAAGAAGCCUGGGUGAUUGGCAGCGUGGUGGCAUGCCCUGAAGGCUCUCCUCGUGUGAAAGUCAGGCACCUGAUUGAAGCCAUGCAAACAAAUGGACCAAAAUUGCAGAAUGGCACUAUGAAAAGUAAACCAAAUGCCCAGACCUGGAGGGUCCCCAGCAUCUUCUCAUGGUUACAGCAGGAAGGACAGCUCUCUAAAGAAGAAAUGGCCAGAACAUUUAACUGUGGCAUUGGGGCUGCCCUCGUGGUAUCAAAGGAACUGACAAAGCAGAUUCUAAAGGAUAUUCAGCAGCACCAGGAAGAAGCCUGGACNAUUGACCAAGUCCUUGGAGAGUUCUCCACAGACAUAGUCUGUCUUGCAGGAUUCAUGAGAAUUUUAUCUGGCCCCUUUGUCAGAAAAUGGAAUGGGAAGAUGCUGAACAUCCACCCUUCCUUGCUCCCUUCUUUUAAGGGUGCAAAUGCCCACGAACAAGCCCUGGAUGCCGGUGUCACAGUAACG